AUGAAAGUCAGGGAUAUCCCUACAUUGGUCAUCGCUCCACCAGGGUUACUCAGCGAAUGGAAGAGGCAGUUCGCAGCCCACGUUGAUCCAGCCUCUAACCUCAACAUGCGUCUAGCCUUCGCAUCUAGAGCGCCCCUUAACAAGGUAUCGCCUGACCCUGCAGAAGUCAAGGGUGUCCUAAUUGAAGAAGAUCUCGAUGACGAUACCUCUGGCUGGUUGGGUGUUGCAGAGGACAAGCCUCCAAUUCCACCUUCCCCUCUACACAUUGCACACAAGAUCGGUGACGAUGCAGAAUACCGUUAG
Bacidia gigantensis is the source of this 303-nucleotide messenger RNA. RefSeq lists its product as uncharacterized. The transcript has 2 exons. The record is from RefSeq and is a predicted model, not a curated record. The coding region runs from base 1 to 303 and encodes 100 amino acids. Lineage: Eukaryota; Fungi; Ascomycota; Lecanoromycetes; Lecanorales; Ramalinaceae.